Molecule: messenger RNA, 3264 nt
Organism: Bipolaris oryzae ATCC 44560
Lineage: Eukaryota; Fungi; Ascomycota; Dothideomycetes; Pleosporales; Pleosporaceae
Exons: 5
Coding region: 1-3264 (1087 amino acids)
Biological process (GO): phospholipid biosynthetic process
Molecular function (GO): phosphatidylserine decarboxylase activity; calcium ion binding
Source: RefSeq, a predicted model, not a curated record
AUGCCCCGUCCUACAUUUACCACCAGGCUCUCGCUUCCGCACCGCCUCAAGCGCCCGACCAGCUGCGUCAACUCGUCCUCGACCCCAAACACGCAACCUCCAGCCUCCUCCGUGCCUGCCUCGCGCAACAGCAGCCCCCGCACCCGCCCAAUGCCCGAGCAGCCCGCCCCAGCUGGCCUGGUGUUGAGGGUCAACGUCAUCAAGGGCAGAGACCUGGCUGCAAAGGACCGCAGCGGCACCUCUGAUCCCUACCUCGUCCUCACCCUCGGCGACGCCAAAGUCACCACCCCCGCCAUCAACAAACAACUCAAUCCAGAAUGGAACGAGACGCUCGAGCUGCCCAUUGUCGGCGAGCAGAGUCUCCUGCUCGAGGUUGUCUGCUGGGAUAAAGACCGCUUCGGCAAGGAUUACAUGGGCGAGUUUGACGUCAUACUCGAGGAUCACUUCCAGAACGGCCUCACCCAGCAGGAGCCCCAAUGGUUUCCCCUCGAGGCCCGCCGCUCCGGCAAGAAGAAGUCGGUCGUCUCGGGCGAGAUCCAGAUGCAAUUCACCCUUAUUGACCCCCACAACCUCGCCGCCAGCCCAGAACAAACACUGCAAAAGUUCUUUGCCAUUGCAGGUCAGGCGCCCAGCCCCGACGAGGAUGACGAAGACCUCGGCGGCAACAGCAACAGCAACAGCACCGACGCCGAGGAAGACGACGACUCGAGCUCAGACGAGGCCCAGGAUGAGUCCAAGAAAGCUGAGAAGAGGGAGAAGCGGCGCAAGAAGCUCAAGCUUGCGCGCUUGAAGCGAAAGGUCAAGGGCCAGACUGGCUACGCCUACUCGAGCAGCGGCGAUGUGGCUGGUGUUCUUUUCCUUGAAAUCCAGCGAUGUUCCGAUCUGCCACCGGAGCGCAAUGUGACACGAACCACAUUCGAUAUGGAUCCCUUUGUCAUCACAUCGCUCGGAAAGAAGACAUACCGCACCAAAACGAUCAGACACGACCUCAACCCCGUAUUCGACGAAAAACUCGUCUUCCAAGUCAUGCGCCACGAGACCAAUUACUCGGUCAGCUUUACCGUCAUGGAUAAGGAUAAGUUCUCAGGCAACGACUACGUCGGUAUGGUGAACUUUCCGCUCGAGAAGGCGAUUUCCACAGCUCCCCAAGAGGAUCCAGAGACAGGUCUCUACAAGCUCCCCGAACCGUCAGAUUCGCCCGGCGUCUCUCCCGAUGGCGGGUCAAAAAAGUCGCGCUUUCGCAUCCCAAUGUCCCGCUCUGGGUCUAAUCACAGCCUUUCUCGUUUGGGUCGGCCAUCACUUAAGAAAGAGUCGUCGACUGGCUCGCUUUCCGUACAAGAUGUAAGCGGAACUCAGCCUCCAUCACCAGGGGCUCCGCCCAGUGCCCUUACCGACUCCAACGGUAACCUUACCCCGGGCAGCACGCUCAACCUCCAACCAUCGGCUGUGGACGAUGAGGACCUGAAAAUGUACACUCUUCCCCUGGAAUUGAAGCACCAGGAGCGCUGGGAGAACAAGCACAGCCCAACACUUUACAUUCGCGCCAAAUAUCUCCCUUACAAGGCUCUUCGGCAACAGUUUUGGAGAGCCAUGCUCAAGCAGUACGAUGCUGAUGAGAGCGGUUUACUCGAUAAGGUCGAGCUCACCACGAUGCUCGAUACACUUGGCUCUACGCUACAUGAAGCAACCAUUGACAGCUUCUUUGAGCGAUUUGCGUAUCGCCACAACGGAGAACACCUCCUUACGUUUGAUGAGGCUGUAAUCUGUCUUGAGGACCAGCUGCAAGCCACCGAAGCAAGGAACGCCAAGGGGGACGGAUCUUUUGCAUCGGGCUCACAGACACCAAUGACCUCUGGAAUGCUCACUCCGAUCAACCAGAGCAGCUCUACCACUUCCAUUCCAGUCUUGGAGACCAAUACCCUGGGCAAGGAAGGCGAAGAAGGAGCUGAUAUUCAGAUUGACGACUUGGCGGAUGACAAGGGCGAGGAGCAUGUCAUUGAGAUUCGCGAAUGUCCCAUCUGCCACCAGCCGAAGCUCAAUAAGCGAUCAGACGCCAAUAUCAUUACUCACAUUGCUACAUGUGCAAGUCAGGAUUGGAGACAGGUUAACAACAUUGUCAUGGCUGGCUUUGUUACAUCAAGCCAGGCUCAGCGCAAGUGGUACUCCAAGGUCAUCACCAAGAUCUCGUACGGUGGCUACAAGCUGGGUGCAAACUCGGCCAAUAUCCUUGUUCAGGAUCGUCUUACGGGCCAGAUCAAUGAAGAGCGCAUGAGUGUCUAUGUCCGCCUUGGUAUUCGUUUGCUUUACAAGGGUCUGAAGGCGAACAACAUGGAAAAGAAGCGAAUCCGCAAGCUUCUCAAGUCUCUCAGCUUCAAGCAGGGUCGAAAAUACGACGACCCUGCAUCUGCCUCUGAGAUUAUCCCCUUCAUCAACUUCCAUCAACUCGACAUGUCAGAGGUCCUGUUGCCCACGGACCAGUUCAAGAACUUUAACGAGUUCUUCUACCGCGCACUGAAGCCAGGUGCGCGCCCAUGCUCUGCACCCGACGACCCAAGGGUAAUUGUGUCACCUUCCGACUGCCGAUCCGUUGUUUUCAAUACCAUCGACUCAGCACAGGCCAUCUGGGUCAAGGGUCGUGACUUUACCAUCGAGCGCCUGCUUGGCGACGCUUACCCGCAAGACGUAAAGCGCUACCAUGGAGGAUCACUCGGCAUCUUCCGACUGGCACCGCAAGACUACCAUCGUUUCCACAUCCCUGUCGAUGGUGUCCUGGACGAACCAAAGACGAUUGAAGGUGAAUACUACACUGUAAACCCAAUGGCUAUUCGCUCAGCGUUGGAUGUGUACGGUGAAAAUGUCCGAGUCGUUGUUCCCAUUGACUCUGUCGCACAUGGCCGUGUCAUGGUUAUUUGUGUAGGCGCCAUGAUGGUCGGUAGUACGGUUAUCACGCGCAAGAAGGGUGAGCAAGUCAAGCGUGCUGAAGAACUCGGCUACUUCAAGUUUGGUGGCAGCACCCUGUUGCUCCUUUUCGAGCCCGGCCAAAUGCGCUACGAUGAGGAUCUUGUGGAAAACUCCAACUCUGCCCUUGAGACUCUUGUCCGCGUCGGCAUGUCCAUUGGCCACAGCCCCAACAGGCCAGCUCACGUCCCAGACAUGCGCAAAAGCAACCCUACCAGUGAAGAGAAGCAGGAUGCCAAGCGCCGUAUUGAAGGUAGCUUGGCACCUGCAGGCGUCAAAGGACCUAUGCCUGGCGCUGGCAUGUAG